Messenger RNA from Ilex paraguariensis (yerba mate), 1408 nucleotides. The record is from the annotation of a GenBank genome assembly. Lineage: Eukaryota; Viridiplantae; Streptophyta; Magnoliopsida; Aquifoliales; Aquifoliaceae.
GAAGACCGGAAUCACCGGUUGGGUUUGUUCAACCAAGGAAGGCAUGGGUUCACAAGUUGAGACCAAGAUGGGUAGCAAUCCAGCCGGAAAAGAAGCCGAUCACAUCAUUAAGAUUUGGCAAGUAAACAGAGACCGGUUGGCAUCGAUGCAACAAAAAGUCUCCGAUACGCCGCAACUUCUGAGCAAAUCGGCUGGCCGGAGCUCCUGCUGCAUCUUCAGAGUUCCCCAGAGCCUGAUUGACAUCAACGGCCGGUGCUAUCAGCCUCAUGUAGUCUCCAUAGGGCCGUACCACCACGGAGAGCUACACCUCAAAAUGAUUGAAGAGCACAAGUGGAGGUUCUUAGGCUCCUUAUUGAACCGAACAGCAAGUAAAGGCCUGGCCUUGGAGGACUACUUGAAGGCCAUACAGCCACUGGAAAUCAGAGCCAGAGAGUGUUACUCCGAAACUAUUCAAUUCGAUACCGAUGAAUUUAUUGAGAUGAUGCUACUUGAUGGUUGUUUUAUCAUUGAAUUGUUUCGGAAGAUUGGUGGGUUGGUUCCAUUCGAGGCAGAUGACCCACUUAUCUCUAUGUCAUGGGUGUAUUCGUUUUUCUUGAGGGAUUUGAUUCGCCUUGAAAAUCAACUUCCAUUUUUUGUUCUCCAGUGCUUGUUCGAUCUAACGAUGAUGCCCGAGGAAGAUUCAGGUCCCUCGUUGGCCACUCUAGCAUUGCAAUUCUUCAACAAUGCGUUGCAGAGACCUGAUGAAGUAAUCUCCAAUUAUACUAAUCUAGAAGGCAAACACCUGCUCGACUUUGUUCGAGGGAGUUUUAUUCCACAGGAUGAUGAAGAGCCUAAAAAUGGUAGCAAUUCACCAACCCAUGUAAUUCAAUGUAUAUCAAAGCUUCGUCGUGCUGGGAUCAAGCUCAAACCCGUGAAGGCCGAUAGCUUCUUGGUUAUAAAGUUCAAGCGCGGAGUGAUUCAGAUGCCAACCAUCACCAUUGAUGAUUUCAUGAGCUCGUUUUUGUUGAAUUGUGUGGCGUAUGAGCAAUGUCACAGUACAUGUUCCAAGCACAUGACAACAUAUGCUACAUUAUUAGAUUGCCUCAUAAACACAGGCAAGGAUGCGGAAUACUUGUGUGACCGGAACAUUAUCGAGAACUAUUUUGGCACUGAUGCUGAAAUAGCUAAGUUCAUCAACAAUUUGGGAAAAGAUGUGUCCUUUGACAUUGACCUGUGCUACUUGGCAGGGUUAUUCGACAAGGUGAAUCAGUACUACCGGAAUGGUUGGCACGUUCAGUGGGCUAGCUUUCGGUACACUUAUUUUGACACACCAUGGUCAUUCAUUGCAUCAAUAGCUGCUUUGAUUCUUUUAGUCCUUACCAUGGCGCAGACCUACUUUACAAUUGUCCCAUAUUAUCGUCCUUCCUAG